This is a messenger RNA of Cydia fagiglandana, 6111 nucleotides long. RefSeq names its product histone-lysine N-methyltransferase SETD1 (gene Set1). Bases 249 to 4616 code for a protein of 1455 amino acids. The transcript has 30 exons. The record is from RefSeq and is a predicted model, not a curated record. Gene Ontology annotation, cellular component: Set1C/COMPASS complex. Gene Ontology annotation, molecular function: protein binding; histone H3K4 methyltransferase activity; RNA binding. Lineage: Eukaryota; Metazoa; Arthropoda; Insecta; Lepidoptera; Tortricidae.
CGCAUACACAUACAUACACAUAGCUCCAAAGUGGCCGUCACCAUGGAGAGAGCUUGCUGUAGAAAAUUAUUUUUUAAUUCGAUAUUGUUGCAUUAGUUCAGUGAAUAUUGGGUUUUAAAUACGUUCAUCAAAAAACGCAAGAUUGGUUUUCAAUAAGGCUAAGAUGCGAGUACGUCGCAUUGUCCGCUUUGGACAAAAAACGAGAAAUAAUAUAUUUUUCUAACUUAUUGUUUUUUCAACAUUUCAGGAUGAAUGGAGGAAUGGAGCAUAAAACUCCAGGGCACAAUGCUGUGCUCCAUAAAGCACCUAAAAAUUAUAAGUUGCUCAUGGACCCAUUCCUUAUGAAAGGAGCAACAAAAUUGUACAGAUAUGAUGGAACUGUGCCCGGGGACACCACAUAUCCGCCCGUGCAGUGUCGAGAUCCUCGCUCCCAACUUUCAAGGAUAUGGAACAGAUUAGAACCAGCUGAUUUACCAGUCCCUAGGUUUAAGAUAGACAAAAAUUAUGUUGGAACCCCUCCCCAACUUGAAGUUACUCUAGCCAAUUUAAAUGACAAUAUUGACAAAGUGUUUCUCUCAGACAUGAUGAAUAAAGUUGGGCCUUAUGAGGAAUUAACUAUAUUUUACCACCCUGUCACGAACAGGCAUCUAGGGUUCGCUAGAAUUGUCUUCCAAGAUGUUAAAUAUUCUAAGAUAUGCAUUGAGAAGUAUAAUGGAAAAUCUGUUAUGGGUCAGGUAUUGGAUGUAUUCCACGAUCCGUUUGGAAAGCGAUGUCAGGAGAUGUUUGAUGAGAAGACGAUGGAGAAGAAGCCUCAGCCAGUAGUGCCAGUGCAGCCUCCGCUCGAGGAUGCGAGGAUAGCAAAGGUCGAUCCGGCUCUAAGUAAGCGGUUAGAAGACACCAAGCUUACUGACAAGGUUGACCACAUGAAAGACCCAUUUCCACGAAAAGAGACGGAGCAUAGCGACAGCAACCAGCGGUGGUCUGACGAUGAGAGGCACGAGCAUCGGCACCGACACCGCAGCAGGGGCGAGCGGGACAGGGAUAGAGAUCGCGAUCGGGACCGAGACAGAGAUAGAGACAGCCGACGUUGCAGGAGGAAAUGUAGAAGAAGACACCGGGACCGCUACUCUCGCAGCACUAGCGAGGCCACGGACAGUCCGUAUGCGGCCUCGAGUCAUGCCGCUACUGAUGUCAGCUUCACGCCCGCGCCGCAGCCGUACGACCCCUACUACCAGCAGAGCUACGGGUACGGGUACGGCGCGGGCGCCACGCCCGGCGGCUCCGGCAUGUGGUGGGGCGACUGGCGCCACCCGCACGCACACCCGCACACACACGAGGCGGAGGCGCCGGCGCCGGAGCCGCGGCCGCCGGCAGAGGAGGGCGCGGAGCCCGAGAAACCGCCGCCGCCGGCCGACGAGCCCAAGAAUGUUGAUCUCGACACUAGAAUAGCAUUGCUGCUGAAGGGCGGCGGCGGCGGCGGGCUGGCUCCGCCGUUCCUAUCCCUCGGCAUAUCCUCGGAAGAAGAAGACGACCAUCUGCCGCCCGUGCCUGACCUUGACGCGCCGCAGCCGCCAUCUGACGACGACGGUUCCGGCAGUGAAGACCGAGGGAGCAUAGUUUCAUUCAACCAGAACAAGGAGCCCGAGCCGGAGCCGCUCUCCACCACGCCCUCCCCUUUCCUGCAGAGGGACUUCUACCUCGAAUGUCUCAAGUCUACCAUCGAAAAGAGAGCAAGAGAAGCGGAGCGAAGAAAGUUUCCAGCGAUAGAUAAAAUCGGGUCGGACAUCUCAUCGUCAGAAGACGAGUUGUUAACUGGCGAGGAGCCUCGGCGUUCCCCCGCCGCGCCUCCGAAUCAGGACAAUCUAGACGACGACCAGAUGUCCCUGUCAUCGCUAUCGUCGACAGAGGCGAAGAUCGAGGAGCAGGUGCCGGCGGAGGCGUACUUCUACCCCGCGGCCCCCGCGCAGCCGCACUACUACCAGCCCCCCAUGUGGCCGCCCACUGCAUACCCUCCGCCGGGCUACGCGGGCGAGCUGCCGCUGCCGUACGGCGCGCCGUUCGCGGGCCCCCCGCUGCUGGCGCAGCCCUACCAGCCCUUCGUAGAACAACCGCCCGCACAGCAAGAGUUAGACAACCCGUACUUCCCCACAAUAAACUCCGUCAUCGAGCGAGUCACCACGGAGCUGAAGGCGAUUCUGAAGAAGGACUUCAACAAGAAGAUGAUCGAGAGCACCGCCUUCAAGAGCUUCGAGCAGUGGUGGGACGAGCAGAGCAGGAAGACCCGCCAGGCGCCCAAGAAGGAGGAUGCCGCGCAACCGUUACAAGACAUCUCAAACAAGAAGGAAGACACGCUGGACUCGAUAAAGUCUCUGAUGGAGUCGCGCGACAUCGCGCUGGAGCUGGGCGGGUACACGGCGGGCAUCGGGCUCGGGCUGCGCGCCGCCAUCCCCAAGAUGCCGAGCUUCCGCCGCAAGCGCAAGAUCCCCUCGCCCGUCCUCAUGGACGAGGACUCCUCCAAGAGGUUGAGCGACCAGGAGGAGAUGGUACAGAACUCAGACGAGGAGAAGGAGCUCCCUGCAAGCCCAAGAACCCGCACGCAGGGCUCCUACCUGUCGCGCCAUCGGCGGCAAUCAAGCAGCUCGUCGAGAUCGUCAUCGUCAUCUUCGUCGCGGUCGUCAACCUCAUCGGCGUCGGAGGCGGAGCCGGAGAGCAAGGGGCCCGCGCCGCGCCUCUACUCCGACAGCGACGACGACUCGGAGCUCGACGAGGCGGCGGUUAACUUCAAGGUUGUGUCGAACAAGGAGCGGCUGCGGAGGGUCUACUCUUCGUCGUCGGACAGCGAGGAGGAGAAGCAGAGGAGGCGAGAAAAAACACCCAUACCCGACGUGCAGGCGGACGACGAGCGGCUCGGGUCGCCCAUCCUGUCGCCGGAAGAAGAACCACGAGACACGCUGCUCGACCGCGUCUACUCCGACUCCGAGGAGGAGCGCGAGUACCAGGAGAAGCGACGGCGGAACACGGAGUACAUGGAAGAGAUCGAGCGCGAGUUCCUCGAAGAACAGCGCAAGAAGAUGGAGACAGAGCAACGGCCGCCGGACAAGCCGCCCGACACCAGCAAAUCCGAAAACAAAUCCGAAGAGCGCAGCAGUCCAAUCAAGAACCAUCGCAAAAGCCCAGAAAAGAAACCAGAGAUCGAAGACGGCGAGAUCACGUCCGAGGAAGAGAACCUGCAGGCGCGGCGCAAGCGGGAGCGCAAGGAGAGAAAGGGAAAGAAGAUGGAGAAAAGAGAGCGGGAGAGGGAGAAGGGGGACAGAGUCGAGAGGGUGGAGAGAGUGGACAGGGUGGAGAGGCUGUCCGUCAGCGAGAGCAACACGGAGUCGGCGGUCAGCGUCAACGGGGUUAAAGAGGCACUGUCGUCUCCAUCGUCGUCACCGGUGUCGCAGGCGUCGCAGGCGUCACAAGCGUCACAAGUGGCGCUCGACCACUCGUACUGCCGCCCGCCGCCCGACCUCGAGCACGCCAACCACCUGCAGCAUGACCACGGUUACACUUGGAUGGCGGAGCCGGAGGUGGCGUCGCCGCCGCUCGACGCGGGCAAGCCCAAGAAGGAGACCAAGAGGCCCUACAAGAGGAAACACGACACUAAGAAACUAGCCGAAAUACAAAACAAACUGGAUACUCGCGAUGACCUCUCGCACGCAGUGGUGUCGGACGUGACAUUCAAGCCGCGCGACAUCAUGGCGGAGAUGCAGGUCAUGUACGAGUUCCUCACGCGCGGCAUCGACCGCGAGGACGUGCAGUACCUCAAGCGGGCCUACGAGGCGCUGCUGGCCGAGGACGCGCAAGGCUACUGGCUGAACGACACGCACUGGGUGGAUCACCCGCCCACCGACGUGUGCUACAGCCCGCCCAAGAAGAAGUCCAAGCGGCACACCAACAUCUACGAGGACCUGCAGGGGCACUCGUCGGGGUCGGCGCGCACGGAGGGCUACUACAAGAUGGACGCGCGGCUGAAGGCCAAGUACAAGUACCACCACGGCCGCGCCGCGCCGCCGCCGCCCGACGACAAGAAGGCCAGCAAGAUGCAGACCCAGUCCCGCGAGGCGCGCUCCAACCAGCGCCGCCUGCUCACCGCCUUCGGUACGGAUACGGAUUCGGAUCUAUUGAAGUUCAAUCAGCUCAAAUUCAGAAAGAAGCAGCUCAAAUUCGCCAAGUCCGGUAUCCACGACUGGGGAUUAUUCGCACAGGAGCCGAUAGCGGCGGACGAGAUGGUGAUCGAGUACGUGGGGCAGAUGAUCCGGCCGAUCGUGGCGGACGUGCGCGAGGCGCACUACGAGGCCACCGGCAUCGGGUCUUCCUACCUGUUCCGCAUCGACCUCGACACCAUCAUCGACGCCACCAAGUGCGGCAACCUGGCGCGGUUCAUCAACCACAGCUGCAACCCGAAUUGCUACGCGAAGAUAAUCACGAUAGAGUCUCAAAAGAAGAUCGUAAUCUACUCAAAGCAGCCGAUCGGAGUAGACGAAGAAAUCACGUACGACUACAAGUUCCCUCUCGAAGACGAAAAGAUUCCUUGUCUGUGCGGUGCGCCGCAGUGUCGCGGCUUCCUCAACUAAGACACGUAGGGUAGUGACGAUCGCGAAAUUGGAACUAUAGUCAGUUUUUUUAGCAUUAGAAAAAAGGCAAACAAUUUUGGCGUGUCUUCUUUAUAGAAAAACACAUUUGAAAAAUAAGAAACGGCAAAUAUGUAACAAUUAUGAAUCAUAUACGAUUAUUUACAUUAUUUUGCUGUCAUAAGUAAUAGGAUUUGUAAAAAGCCUUUUUCAAUUAAACGUAUCUUUUAAUUCAAGAUUGCGUAGUCUUUUUCUAAUUCUAAAAAAACUAACUGUACAAUCAAACAUGAAACAAUGACUCCACAAUAAAUGGUCUCGCCGAUGGAAAAGCUCAACACAGGGAGAUCUGACUGCCCUGUCUCCGCGUACUUCGAUUUAGCUCUUUACCAGGCUGUCAUUUCAAAAAUGAUAAUCGAAUGUCAGUCUUACUGAUCGAAAAUAGAACACAUGUUUGAAGUACCGGUAUCGUCUUGGGUCGUCCCAUUCGUUUUUCGUCAACCUCUUAAAUUAGUCAUAUCUGCUUUCGUCACUCCUUCUACAUUGAAAGCCACCGACGAUUGUGACGAAAGCAGAAUAGGACUAAUUUAAGAGCUUGACGAAAAACGAAUGGGACGAUCCAAGACGAUACCGAAGUACCGUAUGUGGAAACUAUAUGUCCCUUAGCCUUAAAGGGUUAAAUUAAAUGUAAUUGCCAAGAUUCUGAUUUUGUUUACCUCGUUAUCGUGAAUAUUCAUGAGAAAAUCAUGGACUGAAUAACGCAAAACGCAGUCUUUGCGUAAAAGGAUGAAGGAUUUGUUGUCGAUUUAUUGAAAAAUCUAAUGAUAGGGUUAUUUAUUAUGAUGUCAACGCGACGAAAAAAAGAAAUUGAACAUUACACUUGGGCAUUGACUUAAUGGUAUGUCAGCUAGUUUAAAUUAAUCGAUGUUCAAGUGAAAUCUAUGGCAAUAACAUCUUCCAUCAAAGGCUGGAGAUUCUCAGCGGUUUUUGAAACUGCCUCAAAUAAAUAUGAUUUUUAUAGUCUUUUUGUAUAAAGUAAUAUAACUGUGUGGUCGUAAAGUAUGAAUCAGAAUUUGUUUUUUUCUUAUUUAAUGCGAUAAGUCCAGUGCAACUCAAUGUAUGUAAUUAAUAAUCUGAACCAUUGUAUAAUAAGAUGCUGUUUGACUGAACCUCAAUUAUAAUUCUCUAGAAUUAAAAUGUGUGCUGCAAUAUGCUAGGUGUGUACAUUAAUUGUGAAUAAUCUGCCGUUGACAGAUAUGUAGUACACUUUACAAGUACAUGGAAUAAAUCUUAAUGAAGUCCUAUAACGCUUGGGAACGUAAUGAGUGUUGUGUUACUGUCUAUUCAUCUGUGAAAUCAAUAAGACUUCAGCAUGGACUACUCUGUAAUAUGCGUCUGAUAAUAUUGUGUAUAAUUGGACAGUGAACUUGCAGGUUUCUAGUUGCACUUAUGUAAUGUAUGUAAAUGUUUAAGAUUGUAAAUAAAGAUUUCAACAAUUUUA